Molecule: messenger RNA, 1914 nt
Organism: Rotaria sp. Silwood2
Lineage: Eukaryota; Metazoa; Rotifera; Eurotatoria; Philodinida; Philodinidae
Source: the annotation of a GenBank genome assembly
AUGGCCACACAUUACAUUGAAAAUGCAAGUAGUGGCAGUCAAUAUUAUUUUAAUACUAAUAAUGAUGCUACUACUUCACAACCAUAUCGAAAUUAUUCAUCGCCUGUAGGAACAUAUUCGGCAUAUCCUGUUGGUAUUUCAAGUUCAUCAAAUCAACAAAUUCAUUAUGAUGAUUCAUAUCAUGCGCCUCAACAGUAUCAAUCAGUAGGUGGAUUUAAUAAAAAUGUAACUGAACAUCAUUAUCAAACAUCUCAAUCAUUAACACCUCAAGUUCGGGCUACUGUACGAGCAGUUAAUAAUCAAGAUUUAUAUAAUUUACCACGUUCACCACAGCCAACAUCAGCUUCACCUCAACAUCAUCAUUUUCAAUUUGAUAAUCGUCAACAACCAGGUCAUCCAACAGGUUCUCCAGUGGUUUAUCAAACACCAGGUGCUGCUCAAUAUACACAUCAUAAUGUUGAUCUAUGGACUGAAAGCCCAACGCAAGGUCAUGAUCAUCAUGCACAGGCGCAACGAGUAUCAGUUCGAUCUGUAUCAACUGGUUCUCCUCAACAAUCUCAUUCAAUUUCUCCUCAACGACAUCAAGAUCAUUUACAACAAUACUAUAGUCAAUUGACACCGGAGCAACAUCAGCAAUUAUUACGUCAGCAACAAAUUCAAAGACAACAAGAACAAACUUCUCAUCAUGAGCAGCAACAUCGAGUCACUGCUCAACAAGUAUCUCCAUCAUCUACUCAUCAUCAAGAACAACAUCAUCAUUCAGCAAGUGGUUUCGAUGGAGGACAACAUUAUCAACAAAUACAUGUUCGAUCAGAAUCGGACCGACAACGUCAAGAUGAACAAGAUUAUCAUGCAACUCACCGUCAAAUGGCUGCACCGCGAGUACAACAAGAAGAACCAUCAUCGCAUCCAGUUGGAAUUCGAAAUCUUAUGAGUAAAUUUGUUGGACCAGCACCCGUUCAACGCUAUCAUCCAAGAUCAACAUCAACAUCAACAUCAUCUCGACUUUAUUCAAGUUCAACUCAUACAUCAAAUGUUGGUCCACGUCAAGCUGCAGCAACUCGUACAUUAACAACACAUUCAAUGACAUAUUCAGCAUUACCUAAACCACAUGAACCACCUGUGAAUAGUGUUGAAUAUUAUCAAAUGCAAAUGCAACAACAAGGUGGAAAUCUUUUUACAAAUAUUCAACAAGCAGCUGCACCAGCACAUAUUCAACAUAGUCCAACUGGUUUUGGUGCAUUACGUGAUCGAUUUAAAAUAGGACCAGGUUCAGGUGAUUUCAAUCAAACACAAGUUAUACAUCGACAACAACAACAACAACAACAACAACAACAACAGCAACAACAACAACAGCACUAUCAACAACAACAACAAUCAACAGCUAUGACUAAUAGUGGAAAUAAUUUAUCGUCAUUACGUGAUCAUUAUAUGAGUCAAGCCAAACAAUCAGUAUAUAAUGGAUUGCCUGCACAACAAGUUCAACAUAUUUCACGAACAAUCGUUGGAGAAGAUAUACCUCAACAAAAACAACAACAAACAUUUACUCAACAAGGUCCUCCUCAACAGCAGCAAGCAUAUGCUGCACAAGCUUUUUCUCAACAACAACCUGCACCGCAAGUUCUUCAACAACCAGCACCUGUAACACAAGUUUUUUCUCAACAACAGCAAAAACCUGCACCACAAACCCCUCAACAACAACCAGCACAAGCUCCUGAACAACAAUCGGUACCUACACCGCAGGCUCCUGAACAACAAUCGGCACCUACAGCAGAAGCUCCUCAACAACAACCAGCACCUGCUAAAGAAACUCCUAAAAAAGAACAAUCACAAACAAACAAUGAAACCGUCGAUCAAAAAGUACCUUCAUCUGAAGUAAAAUCUUCUGCUACUAGUAAUGCUGCAAAAGCUUAA